AGGAGUCCGUAUGGAAAGGGAGGCUAUAUUUCUCUGCCAUUGAGUUUGCAUUGAGUUUUUGGUUCGCAUUGAAAAUGAAUGCCAAUUACGACACACAGAGUGGUUGUGCUCUACAAUACAUACUAUAUGUUUGGCGUUCAGUCAUACCAUGUCUUAUGGCUGACCGACACUCGCUUGUCAUCGCAGGCAUUGGUUAACACAACUCUAUCACCAUUUGAGCCGAUAAUUAACCCCCAAAUUAAUCAUACGAUCGUCGCUAACGAUUGUCGUCACCAAUUGAUCCCACGUAUUGUGUCCGGCGAUGGAUAGGCGACCAAAAGCGACCAUCAAUUGUCUCGUUUAGUGGUUUCACAUCCCAUUGAAACACUCGCUUAGCGUCGAGUCGACUGAGCGUUGGUGAUCGCUCGGUCUUAGCGCUAGUCUUCGGCGGCGAUGACGACCUCAUCGGAGGACGUGUUGCGAGUGGUGGAGAACGUGAGGAUGAAGAAGGCCGACGGCAGCCUCUAUAUGAUGGCCGAACGCAUCGCGUGGAUGCCCAACAACGGGAAGCAAGUCUUCACCAUUUCUCACAAAUACGCCGACAUUAAGACACAGAAGAUAUCGCCCGACGGGAAGCCCAAGAUUCAGCUGCAGGUGGUGUUGGACUCCGGCAGCGAUACCUUUCAUUUCGUGAACCCUUCGGGAGUCGAGAGUCAACUCCACGACCGAAACGAAGUGAAGGAACUCUUACAACAAUUGUUACCCAAAUUCAAGCGAAAACUAUCCAAAGAGAUCGAAGAGAAGAGCCGUAUACUGAACGAAGACCCGGAACUCUUUGGCUUAUAUAAAGAGUUGGUCACCUCUAAUAUCAUUAGUGCCGAAGAGUUUUGGGCCAAUUAUGCCACCAAAAGACGUGACUUCAAAGACAAAAGCGAACCGAACGGCCAAAGGGUUGGCGUUUCGGCCGCUUUUCUGGCGGACAUUCAGCCGCAAGUGGACGGAUGUAAUGGAAUCAAAUACAAUAUCUCCAAAGACAUCAUAGACGCCAUCUUCAGUACAUAUCCGGCCGUUAAGAGGAAACACUUCGAUACCGUUCCCCAUAAAGUGUCUGAACAGGAGUUCUGGCAGAAGUUCUUUCAGUCCCAUUACUUCCAUAGAGACCGCAACUCUUCGACCAAAGAUUUCUUCAACGAUUACUCUAAUCAUGACAUCGAAAGUGCAUUAAGAAGAGGUAUAAUCGAUCCGUUCGUUGACUUGUCGUCGAUGGACGACAAUGCGAUGACUUCGACAGACACUCGCGAAGAGAGGGAAAAGCUUAGAAACGAAUCGUUGAAUUCGUUGGCGAAUACAAAUCAGGCACUGAUUAAGCGAUUUAAUCACCACUCGAUUAAAGUGUUGGAGUCAUCGAUGAACAGGAGUUCUGAGAAUGGGGUCAACGCUUCCAAAGAGGCGAACCCUUCGCCCGUACUUAACGGUCACGUCUCGAAGAAGUCUAAAACGUCUCACUCUUCGGCCACCACAACGAUAACGCCUGUCAUCGACGACAGCGAACUCAACGCCAUUCAAGAAGAGAGGGAUCACAUGAAGAGAUUAAAACUGGAAGAGAAGACCCAAAUGGACGACUUGGAGGACGUCGAUAGUCAGAAAGUGAAGAUACCUGUGCUUAACAUUAAGAACAGAGACCGCUAUCUCGCGGGUCCCAUACCUAACGGCGACUGUGAUAUCUAUAAUAAUAGUUAUUCCUAUGAAAGCAAUCAUAACAAUAAUGUAGACAAUAAUAGUAUGUAUGACUCGUGCGUCCAAAUGGACAAUUUGGUGGCCAAUUGGCGGCCGCGGUGUCAGAGCGCUCUCAACUCGGGCUCUGCCAUCUCUGCCUUAUCUGAGUUGUCUCCGGGAGGGCUUCUCAUGAAGACAUCCCAUUCGACGAAUCUUAAAGACGAAGUGCCGCUCGACGUCCAGAAGGAGCUCAAGAAUUUGACGUUCGCUUUGAAUGAGUUGUUACGGCAUUUCUGGUCCUGUUUUCCGGCGACGUCUCCGCAGAUCGAAGACAAGUUAUACCAAAUGAAGAGCACUUUAGAGCGCUUUCAAUACGCAAAGCUUCAGCCCUUUAAAGACAAACUGAGCCGAGAAUACCAUACGACAGACCUAACACUUCAUCUCUCAAACCAAAUUCAAGUGGCGUUCAGUCGAUUCACUUCAUGGCAGGCGAAGAAGAAUGCACUCAAUUCUAUUAUUUUAAUGAUGUAUGGCUCGGAAAUGAUCGCCUCAGCCAUACCUCAAGUCAUACCUCAAGCUAUACCUCCAGAAUCGCAAACUAUAUUAGAAACAGUGGCCAAAGGAGGAGCUCCUCUAGAGGCCGACAAUGAGGGCCAACACAUCCUAUCGUUUGCUAUCGCAGACGCCGGUGAUUGUAGUCGUGGAGACUUGACUCCAGUCACCAAUUGUUGUCUUAAGAAGAGAUGUUACGAAAAUGUUUUGCCCAAAACACAGAACGAUCUCUUCAACUGCUUUUGGCGAAUCGGAGACUACGCUAAACAGAACUACUUCUUAGUGGGACUAAUGGCCGCUCAAACUCCUAAACAAGUAACGAGUCGUCCUCUCAAGAAGAAUAAGAGCUUGAGUUGGAAGUAUUGGGUUGACAUCCGGGGCCGCAAAGUGCAGGUCUGUAAGGGUUUCUUUCUGGCCGUGUAUGGCGUGUCCGACAAAAGG
Medioppia subpectinata is the source of this 2688-nucleotide messenger RNA. The record is from the annotation of a GenBank genome assembly. NCBI's taxonomy places the organism in Eukaryota, Metazoa, Arthropoda, Arachnida, Sarcoptiformes, Oppiidae.